GCGACGCCGCGGAGCUUGGCUGCUGCCGACUGCUCUGUACACGGGGAAGAAACGUGAGAGUGGCUGCUGAGCCAGAGAGAGCCGCGGCGCGUCGGUGCGCACACGGGCUCCGGGGAGCGCCAGGGGAGAGGAGAAGGACUUACUCCCCCAGCCGAGGAGCAGCAGCCUCCCCCGCCGCCUGCGGUUUCUGCCCAUGACAGCAGCAUCUCUGCCCGCUCCUUUUUAAAAUUAUUUUUAUUUUUGCAAAUUUGCGUAAAGUCUUUGUGUUUUGUGUUUGCUGUUUUUCUUCUUCACGCCCCUGCCAAACAAAGAGAAGGGGGGGCUCUGGGAGAAGACAUGCGUUCCGUCAGGAAGAGGUGGACUAUCUGCACGAUAAGUAUCCUCCUGAUCUUUUAUAAGACAAAAGAAAUAGCAAGAACUGAGGAGCACCAGGAAACGCAACUCACAGGAGAUGGUGAGUUGAGUUUGAGUAGAUCAAUGCUCAAUAGCUCUGAUAAAAUAAUUCAAAAGAGUGGCUCUUCAAUCUUUCAACAUUCUGUAGAAGGCUGGAAAAUCAAUUCUUCUUUGGUCCUGGAGAUAAGGAAGAAUAUUCUUCGAUUUUUGGAUGCUGAAAGAGAUGUCUCAGUGGUCAAAAGCAGCUUCAAGCCAGGAGACGUAAUUCAUUAUGUGCUAGACAGACGUCGCACCCUGAACAUUUCUCAGGAUUUGCAUAGCCUCCUUCCUGAAGUUUCACCAAUGAAGAACCGUCGGUUUAAAACAUGUGCAGUUGUGGGCAAUUCUGGCAUCCUCCUGGACAGUGAAUGUGGAAAGGAGAUUGACAACCAUGACUUUGUAAUAAGGUGCAAUCUAGCCCCUGUGGUGGAGUUUGCUGCAGAUGUGGGAACUAAAUCUGAUUUUAUUACCAUGAAUCCAUCAGUUGUACAAAGAGCAUUUGGAGGCUUUCGGAAUGAGAGUGACAGAGAAAAAUUUGUGCAUAGACUAUCCAUGCUGAAUGACAGUGUCCUUUGGAUCCCUGCUUUCAUGGUGAAAGGCGGAGAGAAGCAUGUGGAGUGGGUUAAUGCAUUAAUCCUUAAGAAUAAAUUGAAAGUGCGAACCGCCUAUCCAUCACUGAGACUUAUUCAUGCUGUCAGAGGGUAAGUGUCUGUAAAAGACUGGUCUGUCCUUGGCACAAUGGAACUCAUAACUAAAAUUUCCAGUAGAUAGAAAAAAGCUCUAGUAAACCUCUAAAAGGGUUUAUGGUAUAUCUAUUAUUUUCAUAAUGGAUUGCAUUUGUUGAUAAAGCUAUUUGUUUGGUAAUAAAUGUUGUCCGCUCGUUGAGUCUGUUCAAAGGUAAACAUUUGGGGUGUUUUAGCUUAGUAACUUUUCUUUUCCACCUUCAUGAACACUUUUAUUAUCAUAAGGAGGAAUUACUGAAAAAUAAGGUGAAUUCAAAGCAUGGGUGGGAAGCUUUUGGCACACAGAAUGCAAUAAAAGUACUUCAUGUUCUCUAUUGGGCCAGGCUGUGGAGGACAAAAAGGAUUGAUAUUUCAUGAGAAACAGUUAGAUUCCAUCUCCAGAAAUGGUGUACUACAAAAGAGUCUGUCUGGCAGAUGUGAAAAACCUGAGCUUCUUUCAAAAUGUUCCCUGUUUUGUCCUGAACUGAGAGCCUUUUGGGCCAUCAAAAACAGCCAACUAGUCAGAAUAACUGAAAGCUUAAAAGUAGUUGUUGUUAAAAGCGAUGUAUGUGUCCAGUGGAGCUAGGAGACUAUUUUUUUUUCAACCAGAUAAAAUUGUGUGCGCUUCUUGGAUGUGGACGUUGUAACUGUCAUUCAUGUCUGUCAUUUUAAUAUUAGAUUACCAUGAUGCACAAAGGGAUACACCUUAAAACCAUGAACUGGAGUUGAUGCAAUAUUUCAGCUCAUCUAUUAAGUGCAAUACCUUGCUGUGAACAUAUUCAACCCAUGUUCCAUGAACUUCACUAGUGACUUGUAGGUUUCCAGGUGUUGUUUAAGGUGUCUAUUUUGAUUAUACAGCCCUAAACAGCUUAGAACCUGCCUGUCUACCAGACCACCACAGCUGAGAUCAGAUGAGAUGUUUGAGCUGAAGUCUCACUAGUAGACCUGAGAAGGAGCUGCUGUAGCAUAGUGCUUUCCAUGAAAAUUGCUUUACAGUUCACUCACCUUCUUGUCCAAAGAGGUUAACUUGGACUACCUUCAGAUGGCAAACUUCGUCUUUUUUUUCUUCAGCCAGUUGAGAAUAGGAGGACAAUUGUUAGAGGGGGAGGUAAAUUUGGUAUUGGAUUGCCUGUUUGCUGUUGGUGGGUUGUCUUGAAUUGUACUGCUAUACUUUAAUUACAUUUGGGCACUGAUUUUGUUGAAUUUUCGGGUUGUCUCUAGUGUGCCUGGAACAUAUGGAUAGGUGAUCUUCAUUUAAUGUGUAUAAAUCUGAAUGAAUAAAUACAUAACAUAAUAAAUCCUUUAAAGUAAGUCCAGAGUCAGUUAACAAACAACUGUUGUAGUAGUAAUAACUUACAUUCUCAAAAGGGACUAGUGAUUAGGGGGCUUACAUUUUGGGUGGCCAACUUGAGGCACCCCAUUCAUUUGGACUUCUAGCUGCACCCCUGCAGCAGGUAUGGAAGUCGUCAUUAUUCAUUGUUCUCAUUUACAGUAUGAAUAAAAAUGAAAGUUCAUCUAAUGAAAACAAAAACUAAAAGUCCUGAGUCUGAUUCAUCCCUGAUCCAACUCCACUGACUUCCACAAAGUGACACGAGGGAUUAAUUUGGCUUCAUGUGCCUGAUUGACACGUAGCAUACAGAUAUAUAUUGAUUAAAUUUAGAAUAAAUAUCCUUCUAGAUUUCCUAAUAGGCAGGCUUUUCUGGCUUUUAAAACAAAAAUUGCAAUAAGGUUUAGUACUAAAUACAAUUUAUGCCUCUGAAAAAAGUACCAUCUCUUUCAUGUUUAGAGAUAAAUCUCAAAAGUUAUCACCACACUAUGUGUCUGGUCUAUGUAUUUCAAGCAGAACAAUUUGUAUGUUAUGGCAGUGGUAGAAGUUGAUAGGCAAAGAUUAAUCUUGAAGACUGGUU
This is a messenger RNA of Chrysemys picta bellii (western painted turtle), 3061 nucleotides long. The record is from RefSeq and is a predicted model, not a curated record. Lineage: Eukaryota; Metazoa; Chordata; Testudines; Emydidae.